AUGUCUGGAGGUCCACCACAUCAUCCACAUAACCGCCAGGUUCCUGCCACAAAUCUUCCCAACUCUGCUUGGAAUCAUUUACAGGUACCAAACUACUUUCCAAGACAGCCACAGUUGGCGCACAUGUCCAAUGAACAUUCCAUACUUCAUCAGCCCACAUGGCACACCCCGACCACAACAGAGGCAAUGAAAAUUCUACCCCAUCCGCAAGUUUUCGAAUCGCUAUUUCCAAGAGAUUGCGUCGAUUUAAGUUUGACACGGAACGGUAACCAAAAUGGAGAGCUCCCGCCAAUUCCGAUCAGUUUGAGUGUUAGAGACACUAAUAAAAUAAACAGUUUGCCACCUAGUGCUCUCGAAAUACAGGCUGUCGAAAUGACCAAACCUUCUAGCCCAGUUUUGAAGUCUGGAAGUCCCGGUCUGAAGUCGACAAGUCCCGGUUUCAAAUCGGCAAGUCCCGGCCUGAAAUCGCCUAGUCCCAGUUUGAUAUCGGCCCCUUCGAGCUUGAUAUCCGCUAGUGCUUUAUUAUCCUCGAACCCGAGUUUGAUUUUGGGCAAUCGGAAUGUGUUGCCCACCGGUCACAGUUUGAUUUCUCCGAGUCCCAUCCCGAAGUCUGUCAGCCCAGGUCUCAAAUCGUUGAGUCCAGGCCUGAAGGCGGCUAGUCCUGGUUUGAAACUACCGUCGUCGACCACGCUGGAUGUUAUAAAAACCCAGAAGAGGUCGAAUGUCAGAGUUGAUUCGAUUUUGGAAAGACUUAAUAUCAUGACUGAAAAAAUUAUGUUGCCUCAAGAUAAUAAAGUUGAAGAAGGGGUUGUGAAGCUUGCGGAUAAGUCCGAGGAUAAAGUGGAAGCGCCCCACCACUCAGAAAACCCUGUCAGUGUGAUCGUUCAACCGACCAGUAGUUUCGAUGACAAUAGCAAUUCCAGCAGUAUUCUCAAUGUUCCGACAUCUACGAAUAUCCGAGAUGACGAUACAGUGUCAUCUUAUAGUAAUGAGGAUAGUUUAGAUAGUAAUAAGUCGAGGCGAAAACGGAAACCAAGUAAGACUGUAAGAGUUUCCAAAGACGAGGAAAAAGUCGAAGCAACUGCUGUUGCUGUUGAAAGUAUCGAAUCUGUGACGAGAGUAGUGGAUAUGGACAUUGAGCCCGAAAAAGAUCCCGUCUGCAUUGUUGGCGAAAUGUUGGAGGAAACAAAGAAUCCAGAGAAAGUAGAAUCCUCAAACGAGCUCGAUGAGCUGAUCCCGCCCAAAAUCAGGCGAAAAACUUCGUCAGAAUCCGAAACGAUCGAUGACAUCGCCGCUAUGGUACAAGAAGGUCUGAAGGAAAAGCAGCAGCAGCAACAAGAACAGCAAAGGCAGCUGCAACAGGUGCCUGAAAAACGAAAGGAAGACGUACAGGUGGAGCUCCAAGCUAAGCCAAUAUCUGUCAGUGUGAUAAAAACAAAAGAGAAUCUUAAGGAAGUAUUGCCUGAUACGAGUCAUAGCCCCAACCCGAUGAUCACUCCAGCCCAGAAAAAAGCUACCAACACCCACUUUGUCGAAGUGGAGAACAAGCUGGAAGAGAUGUUUGCAGGAAUCGAAGACACCAGCGACCCAAUCAAGUCGGACCCACUCAACCUAGACGACUCGAAGUUGGACGAUCCCUUGUUGAAACUCGAUGAUUCUAUCCCAUCGACUAGUCAGAAGAGCGAGACCAUAGUCACCUCCAGUACGGAAAUCAAGAAGAAAUCCCCGUCUCCUAAGAAAACCAAGCGAAAGACGCCAGCCGGCUCGAGAAGAAACAGCGACACCAAUUCCAUGGAACCCACCACGAAGAAAAAGAAAGUUGGCAAGGGUCUGAAGGCGAAAACCAUCGCCAAGAAGCCAGUCCAGAAACCGGCCAAAGUGGAGCCGGUCAAGGACGUAUACGCCUACGAUUCGGGCAGCAAUACGAGCUCCACCAAGUCCAAGGGGCCCUUCGUCCACAUCCGAGGGCCCAGGGACUCCCCGCUCUCAGUCAGCGUCGUCAACACCCCAGUUAACGAAGACGACGGCGAAAGGAAGCUGCCCAGAACGAAAAAGUACCACGACGACAGCGAGUAUCGGCACAAGGUGAGGUCGAAAGGUCUGCACUGCAGCACGCUAAGCAACAAGUACGACGCUCAGACCAAAGACGCGACGUGGAUCUGCUCGUUUUGCAAGAGGGGCCCCCACGCCAGCGAACUAUCCGGGCCUACUUCCAACAGGGAAGUGGUGCCACCAGGGGAUUUGUUCGGUCCUUAUUUCAUUACAACUCAGUGUCCCGAGUUCGAGAGGCGGUUGGACGAUCCGUACGACAAGCACUUUAAGAGCAAAAAGAUCAACAGGGCGCUGGACGAGGCCGGCAGGGCCCCUAGCGGGAAGAAGGUCAAAAGGAAAAAUGUCGAUUACGACGCGUCCGAUGGCGAAGCUGACAUCUAUCUGGGCAUCACCGAAACGAACAACAAGACCUUCGAGGUGUGGGCCCACGAGGACUGUAUCGUGUGGUCCCCGGGGAUUUAUCUGAUUGGUCCGAAGAUCGUGGGGUUGGAGGAGGCCGUUUGGACUUCGUGUAACGUCGUGUGUCGGUUGUGCAACUUGAAGGGGGCGAAUAUAUCGUGUUUGAGGAGGGGUUGCUUGAACGUCAUGCAUCUUUGUUGUUCGAGGUCGAACAACUGGCAGUUUCUUGAUGACGAGUUCAAGGCUUACUGUCCCGAGCACAGGGUUCCGUGA
Messenger RNA from Phaedon cochleariae (mustard beetle), 2724 nucleotides. Lineage: Eukaryota; Metazoa; Arthropoda; Insecta; Coleoptera; Chrysomelidae. The record is from the annotation of a GenBank genome assembly.